GUAGGAGUUGAAACAGUUGAUGUCCAGGAUGUGAGGGGUCUGUAGAUAUUUUCCCAGCCCUCUUUUUGACUCAUGCAGUAUACAGGUCCUCCAUGGAAGGCAGGUUGGUAGCCGUUGUUUUUUCUGCAGUUCUAAUGAUCCUCCGAAGUCUCUGUCUGUCUUGUUGGGUUGCAGAUCCAAAGCAGACAGUUAUGGAGGUGCAGAUGGCAAAACUCAAUCAUUCCUCUGUAGAACUGGAUCAGCAGCUCCUUGGGCAGUUUGAGCUUCCUGAGUUGGCUGAGAGACGAGCAGAGGGAAGAGGAGGAGGAGGCCUGCUUCCCUCCCUUCCUCCCCAGACUUGGGGGGGGGAGGCGUGUUCAUUGCGUGGCACAUCAAACCGCCCCCCCCACCGGCUGGCAAGGAGAGGCUUCCUUCCCAAGCAAAGCCUCCAAGCCUUUCUCCCAACAGCUGGCUUCGCAAAGCGGGAUCCCCUCCUCGAAGUCUACCCACACCAUGUCCCCAUCAUCCCUCCUGCUCCUUUUACUUUUCCUAACGUCCCUGGAGGGUGAGAGCCACGCAGCAGAGGACGAUAAUUUAUUGGUCUUCGCUGUGGCCACCAAGGAGACGGAAGGCUUCAAACGUUUCAGAAGUUCAGCCCAGGUUUUUAACUAUAAUCUCAAGGUUCUGGGACUUGGCGAAGAAUGGCAUGACCGAGAGGACCAGAGAACAGCAGGCGGACAGAAGGUCCGUCUUUUGAAAUCGGCUUUGGAAGCAUAUGCAGAUAAAGAAGAUUUGGUGGUUCUUUUCACCGAGAGCUAUGACGUCAUCUUUGCUUCAGGGCCCGCAGAAAUCCUGAAGAAGUUCAAGCAGGCCAAGUCCAAAGUUGUCUUUUCAUCGGAGACACUCAUCUAUCCGGACCGGAGGUUGGAAGCCAAGUACCCGGUGGUCCAAGAAGGGAAACGAUUCCUGGGAUCCGGAGGAUUCAUAGGUUAUGCUCCUUAUCUCAGCCAGCUUGUGGCCGACUGGCAAGGCCUGGACAGUGAGAGCGACCAGCUGUUUUAUACCAACGUGUUCCUGGACCCUGAAAAGCGGAAGGCCAUCAACAUCACUUUGGAUCAUAGGUGCCGGAUCUUCCAAAACCUUAACGGCGCUCUAGACGAGGUGGCUCUCAAAUUCGAAAACGGCCAGGUGAGAGUGCGGAAUCUGGCCUUUGAUACCCUCCCUGUUGUGAUUCAUGGAAACGGACCCACCAAGCUGCAGCUAAAUUACCUGGGGAACUACAUCCCUCAGUCCUGGACCUUCGACGGCUGCACCGUUUGCAAAGAAGGCCUGAAGAAUCUCAGUGGCUUGAAGGAAGACUCACUUCCUCUGACCGUGAUUGGCGUCUUUAUUGAGCAGCCCACCCCUUUCCUGGACCAGUUCUUCAAAAGGCUCCAGCUUCUCCGCUAUCCGAAAAAGAAAAUCCACCUGUUCAUUCACAAUCACGAGGAACAUCACCUGCCCCAGGUGAGCUCCUUUGUGGACAAGCACGGCCAGGAAUAUCGCUCCCUGAAAGUGAUGGGGCCGGAGGAUAACCUGGAGAACGCCGAUGCUCGCAACCUGAGCAUGAAUCUGUGCAAGCAGAACCCUGCGUGCGAAUAUUACUUCAGCCUGGAUGCCGAGGUGGUGCUCAGGAACCCAGAGACCCUGCAGAUCCUCAUGGAGCAGAAUAAGUUUGUGAUUGCCCCUCUCGUGAGCCGCAUCCGGAAGCUGUGGUCGAACUUCUGGGGGGCCUUGAGUCCCGAAGGCUAUUAUGCCCGCUCAGAGGAUUAUAGGGACAUUGUCCAGAGGCGGAGGAUUGGCCUCUGGAAUGUCCCGUACAUUUCUAGUGUCUACCUGAUCAAGGGCAGUGUCCUGAGGUCGCAACUCGCCCAGCUGGAUCUUUUCCGCAGCGGCAAACAAGACGCCGAUAUGGCUCUGUGCCAUAACAUUCGUGAGCAGGGGGUGUUCAUGUUUUUGACAAACCAGCAGCCGUUCGGGCACAUCCUAUCCUUGGAGAAUUAUCAGACGAGCCACCUGCAUAACGAUCUCUGGCAAAUCUUCAGCAACCCGGAGGACUGGAAUGAGAAAUACAUUCACCCAAACUACACCGACGCCUUAAAAGGGAAAUUGGUAGAAACGCCCUGCCCAGAUGUCUACUGGUUCCCCCUCUUCACCGACACAGCUUGCGACGAGCUGGUUGAAGAGAUGGAGCACUUUGGCCAGUGGUCCAAGGGAGACAACAAGGACCAGAGGAUUUUGGGGGGCUACGAGAAUGUCCCGACCAUUGACAUCCACAUGAACCAGGUCAACUUCGAGCGAGAGUGGUACAGAUUUCUCCUGGAUUACAUCGCACCCAUCACGGAGAAGUUCUACCCCGGUUAUUAUACCCAGACCCAGUUUGAGCUCGCCUUUGUCGUCCGGUACAAGCCGGACGAGCAGCCGUCCCUGAUGCCGCAUCACGACGCUUCCACGUUCACCAUCAACAUCGCCUUGAAUCGCGUGGGGAUCGAUUAUGAAGGCGGGGGCUGCCGCUUCAUCCGUUACAACUGCUCCAUCCAAGCCCCCCGGAAGGGGUGGACCCUCCUGCACCCGGGCCGCCUGACGCAUUACCAUGAGGGUCUCCCUACCACCAAAGGGACCCGCUACAUUGCCGUCUCCUUCCUCGAUCCCUAGAGCUGCCACCAGGAAGAAAAACCUGGAGGUGGGGGUGGAAUUUUAUUUUAUUUUUUUGCCAACCCAUUUCAGCCCCCUCCCCCAUUGGCUGCACAUUCUCCCAAGGAAGAAGUGGGGGGGGGAGAGACUUCCAGAACAGAUGAUUUGAUUGGAUACCGCUUGGUUGCAAGAGAGAUUGCCUAGAUCAGUGAUGGCUAAUCUUUUUGCCAUCGUGUGCCAGGAAGGAGGGGGGUGGGGGAGGUUUGCGCACGCACGUGCCCACACCCAUAAUUUUAUGCAUCCCGCCCUGCGCAUGCGCGCCCAACCUCCCCUCCCCCCUUGCUCCUGGCCCGUUUUUCUUUGUCACCUGGCUCCAGAUCCUCUCUAUGCAUCUGGGGAGGGCGAAAAUAGCCUUCCCCACCUACCCCCAGGCCCUCCGGAGGCAGAAGACAGCAUGUUUCCCUACUUCUGGUGGUCCCAAAAGGCCUGAAAAUCAGGUGGCCGGCACGCACAUGCGCACCAGAGCUGAGCUGGCGUGCCCACUGAUAUGGCUAUGCGUGCCACCUGUGGCACGCGUGCCAUAGGUUCGCCAUCACGGGCCUAGAUUUAGUAGGAUCCCUUGAGGAUCCCUCUGGUUCCACGGGAUUCUGUCCAACCCCAGCCAGCCAGAGCCGUCUGACCCCCUGCUUUCCACGAGGUAAGAGCGCCCACCUUCUUUCUCCCUGCCUCCUCGUGGGAAGAAGUCCUCCGUUUCCACAUUUUUCCUUCCAAUGGAGGUGGCCAAGGCGUGUCAGAAUCACACAGAAUUUCCUGUUCUGAGGGAGUAGAGCCUCUUAAAACCAUCACUGGAAUUUUUACAUGGCACACGGGGUUGGUUGCUACAAAAGACUUGGAAAUAGGAUCCCUCUUCUGACCCAGCUCCUCAAACACGACAAACCCUCUGAAGUGAACUCAAAAGAUUCCUUUAAUUAGGAGCGCCGGGAAAAAGGUUCUCUCUCACCGCAGGCUCUAACAAGUCUGUCUGGCCGGAAGAUGAAUAGUUGUCUGCCAGAGCUAUUCAUCUCCGGCCCCUGCCUUUUAUCCCCAGAGCUAGGGUGGGGGCUUCAUUAGCAGCGGUGGCUCUUCCUUCCCAAGGACCGGCCCAUAGAUUUCCACUGCUCUCCUCUCCUCUGCCUUCUGAGCAUCCACGCAUCAGGCACUGGGCCCAGCUGUUCCUCCUCUUCUUCAUCAGCCACCUCCAGACCUGGGGGCUGUUGACUCUCCAUCUGAGGGCUGAUGGACGGUCCAGGCUCCCCUUCUGUCUCUCUCUCUCUGCCAGCUCCAUUCCCUCUUCCCCCUCAGAGCUCUCAGGUUGCCUUGACCCAGACUCCCACACCUCCUCCUCCUCCUCUGAUUCGGCCUACGGCGGCCAACAGGCCAUAACACUCCCUCAGGAGGACAAUGAAGAAAAUUCAUCACAUCCCUUGUUCAUCGGGAUGCCGGGCAAGAGGAGAAAAGCAAAGGAAAACGGUUGGAAAUUUUUUCAGGAAUGCCAAAGGCGCCUCAGAUCCCGAUGCCAGAGCAGACAGCUUUCUACCUGUGUAUUUAUUUAAAAGUCCAAAAAAAAAAACCCUUUUCUUCAGGCGCCCAUUUCUUCUGCCCAAGUUGUACAGAUUUUGCUAGAUUUUUUUUUACAUUAAAUGUUGACAUUAAAAAGAGUUUUAUUUUAAAAAGGCAAA
Pantherophis guttatus is the source of this 4370-nucleotide messenger RNA. RefSeq names its product procollagen-lysine,2-oxoglutarate 5-dioxygenase 1 (gene PLOD1). Lineage: Eukaryota; Metazoa; Chordata; Lepidosauria; Squamata; Colubridae. Gene Ontology annotation, cellular component: endoplasmic reticulum. Gene Ontology annotation, molecular function: procollagen-lysine 5-dioxygenase activity; L-ascorbic acid binding; iron ion binding. The record is from RefSeq and is a predicted model, not a curated record. Gene Ontology annotation, biological process: peptidyl-lysine hydroxylation.